AUGAUGUCGACAACACAGACUAUAACUGUGAAGCACACUGGCUCUGUGCCUUCUGGUGAAGGCCGUGUUUCCUUAAUUCGCCUCGAAACGACUAGUUUUCAAUCCAGCGAAGAUGAGAGACAGGACACUGAGCAGCUCGCCACUCAGAUUUCCAAGCUUCGGAGCAUAAUUAUCGUGUUCCAAAUGAGCGGCAAUACAAUGCUCUCGAGUAUCAUCAAUGGUCUCGUCACCGUUGGUCUUCCCACAAUUGCAAAAGACCUUCAAUUGCCUUCAUCGCUAUCUUUCUGGCCGGUGUCAGUGUCUGGACUAGCAACUGCCUCAACCUUGUUGCUGGCAGGCUCCUUGGCAGAUGUCGUCGGGCCACGAUGGGUGGACCUUACUGGAACUUUUGCAAGUGGCGCAUUGAUGCUUGGGAUGGGGUUUGCGAAGAAAGGCACGGAGAUGGUUGCGAUGCGUGCCAUCCAAGGCGUCGGUCUCGCACUUCACCUGGCAUCAGCUGUCGGCAUUGCCACUCAAGUUUUUCCUCAGGGGAAAAGCAGAAACAUGGCUUUCGCAUGCCUCGGUAUGAGUCAACCUGUUGGUUUCUGUGUUGGUCUUGUUCUGGGUGGAGUUUUCGUGGACACCGUCGGCUGGCGAGUCGGCUGGUACAUCUCAGGCAGUGCUGCUCUAUUUCUUUCGAUCGUUGGUUUAUGGGCCCUCCCAGGGAACAGACAUCCUCUUCAACGUGUGAAAAUUCUGCAUGAUAUGAAACACAAGAUUGACUGGGUUGGUGCGAUACUUGCGUCUGCUUUUAUGGCGCUUCUUUGCUACUUGCUCGCUAUCCUCAGCUCAAAUGUGUAUCGUAUCAAGGAAACUGCUAGCAUUGUCAUACUUUGUUUGGCUGCGCUUGCGUUGCCUUCAUUCAUCACAUGGAUUCACUACCAGGUUCGCCGCGGAAGACCAGCACUCAUUCCCAAUGCGUUCUGGAGGAAUCCAACCUUCUCGAGCAUAUGUGCUACCAUCGCACUAUCAUUUGCAGUGAUCAACUCCAUGGAGCUAUUCGCGAGUUUAUUUUUCCAAGAGAUUCAACAACUGUCUGCUCUUCAAGCAUCCAUUCGCAUCCUCCCAAGUCUGGUUGUUGGGGUCCUCGUCCAAGUAACUGCAGGUUUCUUCGUCCACAGAGUACCUGCCAUCUGGAUUGUGGUGCUCACUGCCAUUUUGUGCUCGCUAUCACCCUUGCUCAUGGCCACCGCUCAGCCAGCCUGGCCAUACUGGGCAAAUACCUUUGUGGCUCAAUUGCUGCAACCGGUCAACUGCAACGCUCUCUUUACCGUCGGCCUCAUAAUCAUCACAGAUAUUUUCCCGGAGGAUACCAAGGCUCUUGCAGGAGCAGUGUUCAACACAGCAGCGCAAUUCGGCACUGCCCUCGGAUUUGCGAUUCUGCAGGUCAUCUCGUCAGUUGUUACUGAGAACAAAGAAGUCAACAAAGAUGACAUUUCUGCGUUGCUGGCUGGAUAUCGCGCAAGCUUUUGGACCAUGUUUGCUUUCAUGCUACUCUGUACCGCCAUUUCAGGGCUUGGUCUCCGAAAGACUGGGCGAAUUGGACUGAAGCGGGAUUGA
Molecule: messenger RNA, 1599 nt
Organism: Penicillium canariense
Lineage: Eukaryota; Fungi; Ascomycota; Eurotiomycetes; Eurotiales; Aspergillaceae
Product: putative MFS transporter
Exons: 3
Coding region: 1-1599 (532 amino acids)
Biological process (GO): transmembrane transport
Cellular component (GO): membrane
Molecular function (GO): transmembrane transporter activity
Source: RefSeq, a predicted model, not a curated record